Molecule: messenger RNA, 1920 nt
Organism: Spirometra erinaceieuropaei
Lineage: Eukaryota; Metazoa; Platyhelminthes; Cestoda; Diphyllobothriidea; Diphyllobothriidae
Source: the annotation of a GenBank genome assembly
AUGGAUCUUCGCGUCGACAUCGUCGAGCCGAGGCUCUGCCUGGACCAUCGUAGGCGGCCACCAGGUAAGGUUCCCCUCAGGUAAGUGCCCUUGCUCUGUUUCUUCCCUUUGUUUGUUGAAGUUCCGCGUCGUACGCUGCGCUUGCUGCCUGCCCUUUAUAUGCUAGUCUGUCUGUUAAUAGCUAAACGACACCCUCGAUGCCUGCUGCGACUGUCUGUCCGUCAGUCUAUGCCACUCUCUACUAAUACCUAGGUGUUACGGUGCCUGACUUUGUGUGGUGCCCUCACUUUGUCUCUGACUGUUGACUGUGUCCGCUUGUCCACUCUAGUUCUAAGUCCCAUAGCGUUAGGUAGUGUGUAUGGUCUCUCCUACUUCACUCCAUCACAUCACCACCACCAAGGUCCCAGGCUAACUCGGGUCGUUCUCUCACUAACAAAAAGUCGUGGCCCAUAGUGGAGUCCGGCAGCCGUCUGGGAUAACCGGGCAGCCCUGUUCAGGGAUGUGUUGCCUGCCCCCGCGAGGGGGAGGGGGCUAGAAAAGGUGCCCUAAAGAUCGCUGGGAACCACGCUGUCUGUAGGCUGGCCGUGGCCGCAGACAAAAAACACACGGUCGAAACAGCCAAAACCGAAACAACAACAACAACAACAACAACAACAACAAUCACUCUCUUCCUCUUCCAGCCUAUUCUUCUUCUUCUCCUACUCCUACUUUUCGUCGCCGCAGUCGCCAGACUGGCAGGGUGAGCCCGCUCACUCUGGCAGCCUGUAAUGUUCGUUCCCUUUUAGACAAUCCAAGGAGCAACCGACCGGAACGGAGGACGGCGCUAGUGGCACGAGAACUGGCGCGCUACAAGGUGGACAUCGCCGCACUCAGCGAGACCCGAUUCUCCGAACAAGGCCAACUGGAGGAGGUGGGUGCCGGUUACACCUUCUUCUGGAGUGGUCGACCCAAGGCAAAGCGACGAGACGCGGGUGUCGCCUUCGCCAUCCGGACCGACAUCGUGGGACGACUACCCUGUUUGCCGCAGGGUAUCAACGAUCGCCUGAUGAGCCUCCGUCUGCCUCUGCGGGGUGGGGGCAAAUUCGCCACAAUCAUCAGCGCCUACGCUCCGCCGAUGAGCAGUCCCGACGCCACCGCAAGAGACAAGUUCUACGAGGACCUGCACGCCCUCUUGGCGACUGUGUCGAAGGCGGACAAGUUGAUUGUCCUUGGUGACUUCAACGCCCGCGUCGGCACAGACCAUACUGCCUGGAGGGGAGUGCUCGGUCCUCACGGUCUCCGCGGCUCCAACGACAACGGCCUGCUCCUUCUCCGCACUUGCGCAGAACACCGCCUCAUCCUGACGAACACGUUCUUCUGUCUGCCGGAGCGAGAGAAGGCCACCUGGAGGCAUCCUCGGUCGCGCCAGUGGCACCUGCUGGACUAUGUCCUCGUCCGGAGGCGAGAUCAGCGGGACGUGCUGGUGACGAAGGCGAUCGCGGGUGCUGACGGGUGGACCGACCAUAGCCUCGUCAUCUCGAAGAUGCGUAUUCGCCUACAGCCUCGCAGGAGACCACAAGGUAAGCGACCCCCAGGUAAGCUGAAUGUUGCUUUGUUGUCUUUGCCUGCUCACCGUCUCCAUUUCAUCAAUGAGCUAGCUCAACGGCUAGACAACCUUCCUAUCGCUGCCGCCGCCGCCGAGAUGCCGUGAACGCCUCCGUGGAGAACCGCUGGUUUCUUCUGCGGGACACAGUCCAGUCGACGGCGCUCGCCGUCCUCGGUCGCGCUCCCCGCCAACACCAGGACUGGUUCGACGACAACGACGCUGCCAUCAGAAAUCUGCUUGCCGAGAAGAACCGCCUACACAAAGCCUACGUAGAUCACCCCACUGAGGACAACAAAGCUGCCUUCUACCGCAGUCGCCGCCAGAUCCAGGAAUGA